AUGGAUUAAGAAAGAAGAAUACGAUGGAUUAAAACUUAAUAGUAAAAAUUGGAAGACAUUAGAUUAAGAAAAGUGACUCCAAAUCACAAUUUAAGGAAUGAUAAUUUUAGAUUGAGUAAAACUGAAAAGAUUAUUUAAUUGAAAUAACCAUAAAUGUUAAAACAUUAAUAAACUAUGGCAAUAGAUGAAUAUAUUUCAAAAGGAGAUUGCAAACUUAUUUUUUUAUAAUAAUAAAAUGAAGAUAUAGGAUUCAAAACAUUUACAGAUAUGAUGAAAACUAAUUCAAGUUGGUGGGGAAAAGUUGAUUAACUUAAUCCUAAUGAAUCAAAUUUAAGAUAUAGAUUACAAUUCAAUUAAACAUAAGCACAUUAAUUUAAAAAUGAAAUAAAUAGAAAAUGGACAAGCACAAUAAAUGAAAUUACUGAUUUAAUUAAUAAAUAGUAAGAAAUGUAAUAAUUAUAAAAAAUAAAAAAAAUAAAAUUAAAACCUAAACCUAUACCAUAAGUAGAAGAAGAUGAAUAAAAUAAUAAUAAUGAAAAUAAUAAAUAAUUAGAUGCAUAAUCAAAUUUUGUAAAAGUAUUUUGGUUUAACAUUUAAAUUGAUGAAUGGAAACCUCCAAUAAGAGAAGGAUGUUCUGUAACUUAUAUACCUUCUUUAAAUAAAGCAUAUAUGUAUGGUGGAAUAGGCAAUGAUUUAUUUAAGAAUGUAAUAGCAUUGAAUACGUAGACAUGGGUAUGGAAAGAUAUAGGAAUUGGAAAAGGAGAAGCACCAAAUGAAGGGAGAUUUGGACAUACAGGAACUUAAUAUAAACAAAAUAUUAUUAUAUAUGGAGGAGAAAAGAAGUUUAAUUAACUUAUGAAGAUCAGAGAAUGUUAUAGUGAAGUUAGAAUGUUUAAUCCAUCAGAAAAAUCAUGGGCUUUAGUAAAAACUAGUGGUGAUAUUAUAGAAGGAAGAAGAAAUCAUAUAGCUUAAUGCAUUGGUAAAUAUUUUAUUAUUUUUGGUGGAAUCAAUUCUUAUGGUAAAGUUUUAAAUGAUGUUUGUGCUUUAAAUUUAGAAACAAAUAAAUGGUAUUUUAUAUUAUUAUUUGUUUUAGGUCUAUUCUACAUAUAGAAAAUUAAUUUCUAGAAGGAGUCUCUGAUGCUGCUUCUGUAUCUCUAUUCAAUGGAGAAGUUAAAAUGGAAAAUCCUUAUUUCACCUAUGAUUGUAAUAAGAAAAAAGGAUUAUUUCCAAAUGUUAAUUAUGAAGGAAUUUAUGUCUUUGGAGGUAGAAUUCAAAAUGGAGAUGCCUCUAAUGAUUUGAGAAUUAUUUAAUUUGGAUUUAAACCUAUUAGAAUCAAUAAAUUAAAAACUAAAGUACUUCUUUUCAAUCAUUUUAGGGGUAAAUACCAAUCGCUAGAUAUUCUCAUAGUCUUAAUUACUUUUAUCAUCUUAAUGCUCUUAUUGUUUAUGGUGGACGUAAUGAUUCUAGAGAAGGCAACAUUCUUAAUGAUUUAUAUGUUUUGUAAUUAAUGUAGAUGAAUUGGAUACUUGUCUAAUAAAUUGGAGCAUUAAAAUAUGGUAAAUGUAGUCAUUGUUCUGUUUCUAUUGAUUCCAAAAUCUUAAUUUUUGGAGGCUAUACAUAAAAUGUGUAUGCCAAUGCUGAUAUUCAAUUAAUUGAAUUAGAUCAACAUAAAGUUUAAAAAAUGAUUAAAGAAAAUAAAAUUAAUCAUUAAAUGACAAUAACCAACUCAGAUUUACUUACUAAUGCCAAUUUAAAAGUUUUUAAAACUGAACUUUAAUAAGAAAAUGCUGAUUUAGAAUUAAAUUAAUCAAAUAAACUUUAUGAUACUUUAAGAAUGAGUUCAUUAAAUCUUAAAACCUUUAUGCCUUUACCCACUAAAAAUACAUCUUAAUUAAUGCAAGAAUAUAAAUUAUUAAGACUCAACUCUAAGUUUUCCAAAACUAAUAUCUUUCAAAGUAUAUGA
This is a messenger RNA of Paramecium sonneborni, 1963 nucleotides long. The record is from the annotation of a GenBank genome assembly. NCBI's taxonomy places the organism in Eukaryota, Ciliophora, Oligohymenophorea, Peniculida, Parameciidae.